Pseudo-nitzschia multistriata is the source of this 3242-nucleotide messenger RNA. The record is from the annotation of a GenBank genome assembly. Lineage: Eukaryota; Bacillariophyta; Bacillariophyceae; Bacillariales; Bacillariaceae.
GAUCGGCCGAGYGACGGACGUUGCGACCAAGCGAGCCGGGUGGGUAAAUUUUUGAAUCUGCUUUGAAGCGGGUCCGGGUGUUGUUUGUUUGUGACAGAUUUGUGCCCAAAUCUGGAAAAUGGAUCGAAAACGGACAAUACAGGAGGUAUUUGAAUUUUGUUGAGUUUCCUGGACUGAAAUCAAACAUCAACGCCAUCCUGAAGGUGCAAGAACAGAGUGACGACAGCAAAAGUUCUACCGCACGGUGGCAAAGCAAGGAAAAACAAAGGCGUCAAGCCUCAUUUCAUGGAGAAAAUCAGCAGCAGAAGCACYGUACAAGAACAAAUAUACGACACAACAAGAACGGACUUGAUAGAUUUCCAUUACAUCACUCAAUAUCGAAUCACACCACUCCUUUCGUUAUGGUGUCGUCGACGAGACCGAAGAGGAAUAGCGCCGGCCGCGAACACGGAAGGUCGUUGCUUGAUAGCAAUAAACUCAACACUAGCGCAAACACCUCCGGUGUUGACCUAGCUUUAGCAACCUUGCAACCGCUGCGGGAUCUGGCUAGAAAUUGGGACGUAGACGUAGCGUCUUGGUAAGUACGAUACGAUACGAUACCGCACCGCACCGCACCAAAUCAUACAAUGUCAUACCACAAUGGAAAUGGACAGUGAUAGAAAGCAUAUUUCUUUUUACCGCUAACUGAGUGAUUGCAUUCUUUGUGUUGAAUGUAAACUUAGCUUGGAAGAAUACCUCCAGGAAUUGGCUGGGAUACACCCACAACAGCUCCAGAAAAUCGCAGAGGGAGCGUCGGCCAAUAAUCCAAAYAUAUCUACCGAUAAUGGGGCUCCCAACUUUGCACAGGCAGCAUUGAUUCUACAGAAUUCUUCGAAUGUUUACGGUCGAAAGGUUGAGUAUCUUUAUUCUCUCGUCUAUAAGGCGCUGGACGAGUUCUUUCAGGCAUCCAAGGCUACAUCUUCCUCGCGUCAAAAUUCCCGAAAGAACAAAUCCGUCGACGCAGACGUGGAUGACUUUUUCGAUUUCGAUCCUCACGAGUGCUUUCUAUUGCUAGACGAUGUUGUGCCAGAGGAUCUCACUCCGACACACCGAAAGAUCAAUCUCAAAGAGGAAGAGGAAGAUAAAGAAACUCGAGACCGGAUGAGUUUGGUUGGAGGAGUUGGUGGUCCCAGAUCGGCAAUUGAUCGCAGCCAAAACAAUAACAACAUGACGAGGCUUUCGUUAGGGGGACUUUCCGUCACACGAAUGGAACGAAACAAUUCUUUUGGUAAUGGAAAUAUUUCUUCUCAGCAACAACAGCGGGCUCUACUCGGUAUCUUGAAUAACGGGAGUUUGAGAUUAAUGAGUGGCCAUUGUGAUGUGGGAGACGAUGGGCUUUUACUCAUGCCUGGAUCACAGUCCGCCAAUCCGAAGAAUCACAACAGCAAUAGUUUUAGCAACGGAAUCACUAGCAAUCCCGACAACAGCCUGAACGUCAACUUUGAUGGUGCUGAUGUUGGAACGUCACCAACAGAGAACUCUAUGGUCUCGGGCGCGAGAAAUCUUUUUGACGAUGGUUACAACGCCGAUGAUUACGACGAUCAUGACGAUGGUCAGGGUUUUGCAAUGAACGAUGAUUUCGACUGUGAUGGCGACGCCAACAUGGCGUGUGCGAAUGUCCAGGAAACCGAAGAGGGUGUGUGCGCACUGGCUUCGUCGCAAACAUCUUCAWCAGCCAAGAGGGUUGCUUUUGCAGAUUCCGUUGUUGACGAUUCAGAGAAGAAUCAACAUCGUAAGCAGCAGCAGCAGAAGAAGAAAGAUCCAUGGCAACUACUUGAUCCACAUUCACUUGGAGAACACUCAUACAAACCUAAGCCCCUCAAGAGAGGCAAGACCUACCGACUGCCAGAAGGAAUCCUAGAACCUCCUUCAGAAUGCGUCACGGGCUCUAGCACGAGUCGCACAACUAAGCCAGAACGUCGGUCAUUGGUACAGCCGACUUUGAGAUCGAGCUUAGCAGUUGAAAACUUUCGGAUGGCGAUGGGGAAGCAACUAGAACCCUCCAAGAAAAUAUCUUCUCGUGGACUUGCGUAUGGAGAUGAGUUCUUGUACAUUGCGAAGGAAAAUGCCCGAUUGAAAGCAGCAAAGCGUCGGUUAGAGCGUAAGCAAGAGCAACGAUCUAGUGUAGCGCUGUUACGCCAAAGCGAAAAGAAGAUUGGGGAUAUUGAUAACAGUAACGAGGGCAAAUUUGAUGAAAUAUACGACGACGACGACGACGACAAUGGGGUUGCGUUUGAUUUUGGAGGGGGGGAUAAUGAUUAUGACGAUGAAGGUGAUCGUGAUUAUGCAACAGGAAACUCUGGAUUGGUGGACCUCGAAGAUGCUUUUGGCAACAGGCAUCAAUAUGAUGAAGAUGGAGCCGAGGACGAAGGUAAGGAAGCACACACGUCUCUGCACUUGGGUAUUCAGAAUAUAGCUUUGCUUUAUUUUAACUCUAACAUGCACAUACGUUUGAUUGCAUACCAAUUUCUGAAUAAUUCAGGCCCGGGCGUUAAACAAUCGUUUGAAGAACUCUGCCGUGCUCACAUCCAAGCUUUUGCAAAGACUGCUGAGAAAUUUGCUCUAACGACGAAGUUGACCGAGCGCAUAAGUCAGUGGCAAGCCCAUCUAAUGCCAAUUCUUGAAGAGGAAGAACAGAAAGCCAGUUUUGACAUUCAUCGAUAUUCCCAAAUGCUUUUGGAUUCAUCGAUAGAAACUGUUCAAGAGAACAAACGGAAGAGUUUGGAUCAUAAGUUACAGAAUAAUACCUCAGAUAGCCCUUGCAUGAAUACCAACUCUGUCGAAUUCCGAAGUGUGACCGAAGGAUGCACACAGAGUGAUAUAUGUCGGUUGUUCUUGGCCAGCCUCAGUCUUGCCAACAGCGGGAACCUGAUGAUCGAAGAAGGGGCUCUAGAUUAUCGGUUUGAGAUCUUGUCCGGAAAGGUGGACAAGCCGAUGGAAACCUAUCGAGCACCAAGCACCACAACCAGUGGGGUUGCUUGAAGAGUAGUUCAUCAAGGAAAAGAUAGUGAUAAUAGUUGUCUUUGAUCUACCAUAAAGUCCAUGCGUUGGUAGAUCGGAUUCUCCUUCUUCGUUGUAGGAAUAUAUUUUGUGUUGAGUAGAACACUUCUUAUCACAUACACUAAGCAAUUUGGAUGGGUGUAAAAUACCAGGUUAUGGAAAAAUAUGGAAGAAGUCAAUCGCAUUAAAUUUAGGUUUUCGAC